GACGCCAAAAGUGCGUCUGGAGACUCCCCUCAGGGUGCCGUCUCGCACCGGAUUGGUUACCGCCCAGCCUGCCCGGCCACCCAUGGGCGGCUAUGGAGACCCCGUGGGGAUGGAGGGACUCAGCUCCCUCACAAAGUCGUGCUCCUUUCAGGUGCCCCUGAUGCGCCUGCGCACACGGGCCGCUCCAGUGCUGGCCCAGACAGCAUGGAAUGGAAGCCGCCAAGUGUCCACAGAGACACCAGUAACAGCUUUUCAGUCUGAAGUCCUACAGCUGGUUCCACAGUGCAGUUUUGAUUUCUCCAAC
Molecule: messenger RNA, 304 nt
Organism: Rangifer tarandus platyrhynchus (Svalbard reindeer)
Lineage: Eukaryota; Metazoa; Chordata; Mammalia; Artiodactyla; Cervidae
Source: the annotation of a GenBank genome assembly